Corythoichthys intestinalis (scribbled pipefish) is the source of this 9219-nucleotide messenger RNA. RefSeq lists its product as uncharacterized. The transcript has 8 exons. NCBI's taxonomy places the organism in Eukaryota, Metazoa, Chordata, Actinopteri, Syngnathiformes, Syngnathidae. The record is from RefSeq and is a predicted model, not a curated record. The coding region runs from base 400 to 1668 and encodes 422 amino acids.
GGCCCCCCGAACAGAAAUGAGAGUCUGGCUGUGACUCCUCUCGAAAUGAACACCCUCCGACUUUCCGCGCAUCUUGAGUUUCCAUCAUUUCCUUCAUCUCACUGAGCUGAAGCCUUGCUGUGUAGAGCACUGUUUUAUUCGUUAAAUAUUCAAGUCGUGUCAGCGUUCGUUGACGAUUUGUGACCUUAUUUAGCCUUGUUGCUAACGAGAAUAUAUCACCGAGAGUGGGAAAUGGACAGGAGAUCGACAUCGGUAGCAGAAAACUCCGAGGAACUUUUUGGCGCAGACGUUGUUCUUCAUAGACUGAAAGUCUUCGGAAAUCUUCGGAAAUGACGUCACACAGAGAACUGCGAGGGACGUCCGCCAUUGAACAGUAGUGUUGCAUUACUUCUCGGUAAGAUGCCACGACGGUGUGUGGCGAUGUAUUGUUCUCAAUCUAAAGGAAAGUUGUACGAGUGGCCAAAGGAUAGCAGAGCACGUAAAUGGACAUCUUUCGUUCGCACGAAGCGAAUGAAUUUCACGCCAUCAUCGAGUAGUGUUCUCUGCUACAAACACUUCAAAGAUACCUGCUUCCACAACCGGUCUGCUUAUGAUCAAGGAUUUGCUAAAAAGUUAUUACUCAAUGCAACUGCUGUCCCAACAAUUCACCUGCCUCCACAAGACCAGCAGCAAGUUCAAAAUCCACCUGUCCAGCGCGCAGCAGCAGAUAACCGAGAAAGGAUGCGAGCCGUAGCUGAGGCCAGCAGCUCUGCAGCUGCCUCCGAACAAGAGAUGGCUGAGUGUGGGGGUCAGUUAUUGCUGGAUGAAUCCUGUUCAAAUUGCCAUCAAGAUGAUGAAGUUACACCACCACAUCGUGUGGACAAAAACAGCAUCCAACUGCAUCAUCCUGAUGUGUCCGCACGCAUCAAACAGGAGGAGGAAGAUUUGCCAUACAUCAAAGAAGAGCAAGAGGAGCAUUUCAUUACAGUUUCAAACUCUCACAUUGAGGAGCAGCACCGACAGCCUUCCCUCAAAAAGGAGGAGGAAGACCCUCCAUACGUUAAAGAGGAGGUGGACAUCACCAAUUUGACUGGCACCAGUGUCUGCAAAGAUGAGCCAGCUUUUCAGUGGAUAUGCAGCAUCGUCAACGAUAUAGUAGCCAACAUUCUGCCCCUCUCAUCCAGUUCCAACAGAGCAGACAAGCGUUACCAGAUUGCAAAGUGGGAAGCUUCUGGCAUACGGCCAUAUAUGUUUGAGCCCUAUUUGGACGAGGAGGAAGAUUCGAAACCAGAAAACAGUGGAAGGGACAACCCCCUUGAGGCCGACUCCCUGGAUGACCAGAGCAGACUGGGCAACACUGAAUGGUGUUCAUGUGGAACCUGUGUAGCAAUGCCCACUGUAGGCGAGAGCCUUUGCUGUCGUGAACAGGAGCGAACGCGGGGGAAGAUGGAGGAUGCCGGGGUCAAGUGCAUCACCCAGCACUCUGGGUUUCAGCCUGUCUGCCUAAACAUCGAAGUCCUCCAGACAGCCUACUUUGCCUACAGACAGUCCUACCAGGACCAGGCUGGAAACAAGUCAUGGAGCUACGUCACAUACCCUAUUCUUCCGCCGUUUGUACGCUGCUGUCACUUCUACUUGCCGACUCAUCCGAGCAAAACAACGACAAAUAUGGAUCAUCCUCUUCCUUGAAUUAAUGAAACAAUGCAUUAGCUUUUGCUAAAUUUAGUUUUCGAUUCAUUCUGCACGUUUCAAAGUCGCUCGCUCAAUCCAACCGGCCGUUGCUCGCUUUGCAUGCAUCCUUUUUGUUAGAUGACGCCUUGCUCUGCAAUUUAUUAAAAAUGUUCACAUUAGGUUCGUCUUUCAUGACCUCACAAUGGUUCCUGGAAUAUGUAGUCUUUAGCGCUGCUUUCGGUUUUGAAAAAGGACAAGAAAUGAUUGAAAUAUGGAGAUAAACACAUGGUCAAUGCAGCAUUUUAAUGCUUAUUUAUGAGUGCAAUAAAACCAAAAAACUCAAAUGACAUUUUCUCCCGUUUUGCUUGGUCGACUGACUUCAAAUAAAAACUGGUUUGGACAUCAAUUUCCGCACUUUCAAAUGAGAGCAAACAGCGUCACGUAGUUGAGUAAUUACAGCGUGACGACCCAGAGGAAAAUUUUAUUGCUCAAAGCUUGCUCUUCUAUAGCUCGGGAGAUAAAUUUGAGAUUCUCAUCUUAGCCUCAUUGCAGUUUCUAUUUUGUCUAAAAUGUUUCUCAGAUGUUUCUCCUAAAAUUCACUAGGAGAAAUAGGUGAGACAAUAAAUUAGAGGGAAUCAUACUUGAGACUUAAGGGAGAUACCUUGCUAAUCUCAAUUCAGUGUUUUUAAUGGCUCCUUUUUCUCCUUUGAAAAAGAAAAUGAGCAUUAUUGGAGCGACUAUGGAGAAAUAUACGAGUCUCUCGCUCACUCUCCCUCUCAUGCGCGCCCAUCUGCGCGCACGCACACACGAGACACUUAAAUCAUGUGACCCUCUCCUCCCACCUGACUGGAUUCACCAUUCUAAACACAGAUCAUCCACUUCAUAACAUCUUGAUGGACCAAAGAAACAAUGGUGGACACUACUCUCUCGUCACUGCAGGACAGAGGGAUACAAAAGAUACACCCAAAGGCAUCAGGCUUUAUCAUUCUAGAACAAAUGGCUUUAGUGAAAUCCAACAGUCAUUGUACUUGAAAAUUGAGUACUGCUGAGAAUUUUUGUCAAAGAAUGUGGGCGGGCAAGUGGUGCGGACCCAAACGCAGGCAAAUGGAGGCAAGGCAGACAGGGGGGCAAACAUUUUUUAAUUAAAACCAACAAAAAACAAAGUGCAAACAAUUUACAUUUCAAAUAGCUAUAAUAACAUCAACAGCCAUAAUAUUAACAACAAAGUUCAACACAGUUUUUAGACAGCAAACAAAAAUUAAGUCUCUAAGCCCAGCAGUAUUAGGGCUUUGAACACUGCAACAAAUGUCUUUAAGUACAUCUAGAAUUUAUGUUGUACCCCUCAUGCGACAUUUGUUGAUCAAGGCUUUUUUCGAUCGGUGUGGCAAUCAUCCAGCGUACUGCAGCGCAUGGUGUAAGCUGCCUGUAUAAAAGAAAGCACAAAUUACAAAUUGAACUAGAAACUGUAAUUUCUGAAGAAAUUACUAUGGGGCUUUGCUGUGUGGAGAUACAGAUCUUAGCCCUGCCCAGAUUGGUUUGGGGACAUUUCGGGGUUGGAAAUGAAUGGGAAAUUUGGACGUCCAUGACCGUCAAUGGCUUCAACUCACAUAUGCGUCAAUGAAGUCCAAGUACAUUGACGUCAAUAGAAUCUACAUACAUGGCUGUCAAUGGCAUGGACGUACAUAGCCCUCAUCGGCAAUUGUGUACUCAUCAUCAUCCCAGAAUUUUUGAUGCCCCAAUGAUGACUUUUUUUUUUUUUUUGGGGGGGGGGCGAAAAAUCAGCGUUCACAUGCGAACGGAAAAUUUUUCGAGGCCGGUUGAAAAAUUCAUUUGCAAAUCAAAUAUAUAUAUCAAAUGCAUUUCAUUGUAUUUUUUACUUUUUCUCAUUUCAAAUAAUGGGCAGCUAAAACAGUUCAGAAAAUUGUCAAAACAUUUUAAAGAAUAAAGUCUAAAAUUGCAAUCAAGUAGUAAUAGUUUCUGCAGGUCGCAACAAUUAAAAAGCUUUUUGCAAAUUGAUGCCUAUAAUGGAAUUUUUUUUUUUUUCUUCUUCAUUUUCUGAGUCGCUUAUCCUCAAUGAGUUAAUUUUGAUUUUAAAAGAACAUCUUUAAAUCAAUCAAUCACCACCUCCCCAAUGUAGAUAUAAUUGUACGAAUGGAGUUGCAAAAUUCUGUCACCAAAAUAUAGUUUCAAGUGAUGUUAAACUCCCUUUUCUAGACAUUUCUUUUAAAAAAAAAUCCUGUAAAUCAAUAUUUGUGCCCUAAACUGCCAAUAUUGAUAAUAAUCCCAGUGAUCAGACACUAAUAAACAAAAUGGUUAUUAUAGUGUCCAAUGCAAGUUAAAAAUAACAAUCACUUUAAAAAUUAGAUAAGCCGUGUAGUAAGAUAAUUACUCAAUUACCACCUUGGUCAUCUCUGGGUGAGUCAGGGUCUGGGUCAUAAAAGCUCCUCUUCUCCGGUGGGUAUCGCACUCUUUUGGGCAUCUCUUUUUAUUAUUUCCUGCUGGGCCAUUCAAUCUGUGAAAUAUAAUACAUUGUAAUAAUUUCAAAAAGUGGUUCAAUGUCUUAUUUGGUUUUACACUGUCAUCACAUCUCAUAAUUUAGUACAGCAACUUCUUAAUAUCUUUAGAUACACAGAUUGUGUUCAUUUAACCAUAUUAGACCACCGAAGGACUGAAAAAUAUUAUUUAAAAUCCCCCAUACCAAUCAUCGUAAAACAAAGAGACAUUAAAGUAAAAAUCCAUGAUGAUCCAUGAUGCUAAGAUUUCUGUAAGAAUUGCACUUUUCUUGGACAAGUUGUUGGGCUCUUCUUUCCUGUACACUGCUCCUAAAAAAAAAAAAAAACUUUUUAUUGCUAAUAUAUCGUGAAAAGAUGCACCUUCUCAAUUCCCUAUGUCUCAAGUUUAUAAUGUUAAUAGGGUGACCAUAUUUUGAUUUCCCAAAAAAUAGGACAUGCUGCUCUGCCUCGGGGUACUUAAAUGAUACGCAGAAUAUACUCAAAGAUGCCUUAUAACUAGUUUUAAAGUAUGCCUUCUCUGUAUGGAUAGAAUAUUCCGUUAUACAACAAAAUAAUCUCCAUAUCCAGAGACACAAAUUCAGAUAGGCUUCCCAGUUUUUCAACAUGCAACAUUUAUUUUGCCAAAAAUAAUCUCCCUUGGCUGUUUCCAAAGAAGUCAUCCUUCUCCCGUCCAAUUCAGCCGAUCGGUGUACUUCCGCUAGCUGUCUGGCUUCAUGGCACAACUGUAACGUGUGUGUCAAACAUAGAGCUCAGAGAAAACAAACCAGCAAGCGCAGGGGUCGAGGGAUUGAGGGAGAGCGGGAGGGGGGCAUUGAGCAGAUAAUUGACCAUGAAAAACCGGAGAUAUGAUCCUUUUAAUUUCAAAUGAGUAAUAAUUAUGAAGGAACUCUUCACUAUUAAAACUAGGAACUAUUUUCUCCACCAGAGGGCACUCAUGCUCUUUGGACGAAUAAUGCCUCAUUUAUAGAUUUUUUUCUCAUUGGAAUUCAAUUUUUUUUUUCCUUUGGCUUAAUGUGGUUAUGCAAUGGGUUAUUUUACAGUAUCAUUAAAACAACAGUUCAUACAGAUAAUGUAGCGCUCAGGAAAAAAAUACCAUUGUUAAAAAAAAUAAAAUAAAAAGUUAUAUCAUUUUGAAGUAAUGCUACUCUUACAUGAGUGACAUUUUUGCCUACUCCACCCACCUUUGGUCACCCCAAUGUAAACUCGUUGCAUGAAGCUAGAGAAAAUGAGUCUCACUGCAAUGAGAAGAUGUUCCAAUUGUACACAAAUUAUGUAACUCCAAGACUGUCUAGGGCCACUUUUUGUAGAAAUAAUUCCAAAGUUAAUAUUUUUAGAUGAAUAUGUUUACUUCAGUAAAUUCAUGGCCUCCCAAGCUAGCUAGCUAGCUUCACUAUUUGCCACUUAUUGCCGACCAGUCCCCCCCCCCCCCCCCAAAAAAAAAAACUAUCAGAACUAGCAUAAACACAAGCCAUAUAAAUUAUACCCAAAUUCCAUUCGACAAAGAUGUUACUUACCCUCUUUUUUGUCCUGAAACUGUUUCUUCCUCCAUUCCUCCUGACACCAACUUCAUAAGUUAAGUACGACUUGACGUCGUUAGGUCAGCCUCCCCCCUAUGAGUUGACGAAGCAGCAUUUGUGACUGAUGGCGCUUUCUUCCAAUGUAGACGUUAGGUCUGCAUUAUCUUCAGGGUUGAAAGUUCACGGUGUUUCGCGCCACAUACAGUUUGACAGUGCACGAAGAAAACAGCGCUGCAGCGCCGGUGUAGACCGGUCAACGCUGAGUGGUUUCAGCUGCAUUUUAAGUAAGAAUGAAUUUACAAAAAUGUUCUUUAUAUACGCAUGACUACAUUAGGCUAAUAAGAAUAAAAAAAAAUUUUUUUUUUAAUCUUUAUAAGUUGAGUUUAUUUGGCUUUAUUAAUGUACAAUACAUUUUCAGUUCUUGGAGUUUUUAAAGCCUUGUUUUCAUUUUAAUUUAAGCUAACUGAAAUGUUUACAUCUUCAUUAAUUCAAUAUCAUAUUAUUUCGUUUUUAUGAAAUUUAAUGACCUUAUAAUACCAUCAUAAUAACAAUUUUAGAAGGGUAACAUUAUUACACGUCAGUAAGAGUUUUCCUUUGUGCAUUUUGUACCUACCGGUUUGUAAAUGUACCACCGGGAUCGUUUUCAUUAUGAUUAUUCAUUUUUUUCUAACUAUAUGUUAAUCAAUUUCUCUUUAUAUAUAAUAACUAUCUCUUCAUAUAUAAUAUACUUUAUGAUUAUUCAAUUACUAUAACCCUUUUCAUUCUGAAUAAAUUGCAUACCAUAUUUUGUGCACUUCUAUAUGUAAAAUCAUAUUUAUGAACUAUCUAUGCCUUUUUAUCCCGUCAUCCCCAACUUCAUUGACCCUGCAGCUCAAUUUCUAAAACCAGUACAGCAUGAAUAUUGCUCCUCUAUAGAGGAUACAGAUAAGUUUGAUUGUGCGGUUCAUUUUCAGAAGAUUGGACUAUUGCAGCAGUAUAUUUACAGGUCUUGAUUUUUUUUUUUUUUUUUAAUCAGUCAGGACGCUGCAGAUAGUACAGAAUGCUGCUGCCAGAGUCCUUACAAAUACAGUACAAGGAAACUGGACCACAUUACACCAGUUUUGGAAAUCAUUACACUGGCUUCCAGUGAGUCAAAGGAUAGGCUAGAAAUUGAGUCAAAGGAUAGGCUAGAAAUUGAUACUGCUCGUCUAUAAAACACUUUCAUGGCCUUGGACCAAAAGAAUAGAGACCCCUAAGGUCAUCUGGAACCGAUCUGUUGUAUGUUCCAAGAACAAGAACCAAGCAGGGUGAAGUAGCAUUUAGUAUUAUGCUCCUCACCUCUGAAACAAGUUACCUGAAGGUCUGAAGUGUGCUCAAACUGUUAACUCCUUUUAAAUCAGGACUAAAAACGCUUUUGUUUAUCACAGCAUAUCCAUAACCGUCUAUAUAUUUUAACCUUCAAGCAAUUUGCUUUUUAUUCAUUUUAAGUAUAAUUUUAUUGCCUGUUUAAAUUCUUUUUUUUUUUUUUUAAUUUCAUUUAGAUUCUCACCAAUAAUAUACUGUACAUUGUACUUGCAACAGUGAAUGACAAUAGUCCAUUUCUCGAUACAUUACUUUUUUAAGGGAAACAACAACAAAAAAGAAAUUAAAUCAAUAAUAAAUAAAUAAAAAAGUACAUAUAUAAACAACAUACAGCAACUUAAAACAUUUGGGAGCCCAUCUGAUAUUGUUUUCUUACCCCCCAAAAAGUAAGGAGGUACUUUCUCUGUUGAGCAUCAAUUGAAAUCCAUUCUAAUUGGUUUCACGUUUGUCCAUUUGGACCAUAUCAAAUAAAAUGUAUCAAUCUCUAAUUUAAGUUAAAAUGACAGCUUCUCCAUGAUGUAAAUUUCAUGUACAAUAUCUAUCCAUUCCUCAACAGUUGAUUUUUUUUAAGCCAUUUCCUAGAAAUAGAUUUCUUAGAGGCUGCUAAUAGAAUAUUCAACAGUUUUUCUUAUCAUUGACUUUUCAUUGUCUUUGUUAUAACUUUCUUUUGAACUAAUGUUUUUAAUUUUUUUAAAUCAUUUUAUCUCUGAUCGUGGUUAUUCAUGUGAUGUAAAGCACUUUGAAUUGCUUUGUGUUGAAUUAUGCUAUACAAAUAAAUUUGCAUUGCCUGAGAAUUCAACGAGUGCUUGUGGAGAGCUCUUCAUUUGCUCUGUCUGAGUACAGUAUGUGAUGCAUGAACGGAAGCUGUGAUAAGAGUACACUGAGUUCAUCGAGAGAUCUCUCUGAUUUCUCUGCCUGAGAUCACAAAUAGACACAAAAGUUGAGAAACUCUGAGAAUUAUAUGAGAGCUCGUUGAGAUCUCUUCUGAAACUUAAAAGGAGACUAAAUUGAGAUUUAGUGCAUUUUAUUGCUCCGGAGAAAAAACUGAGACACAGGAGAAAUAAACCUUAGUCUCAGUUUGGCGUCACACAGAUCUCACAGUUGUCUAGGAGAAAUAAAUGAGAUAUUUUGGAGAUCUCUUUUCAGAUUUUCUUUUCCUCUGGGGAGGCUUCAAAGAUGAUAUGCGUAAACGCGUCGCUGCCGACAUGUUCGGUGUUAAAGGGUUAAACAAACGGAAAGGAGGAGGCAGACUAUAAUGAAUUUGUUUUCUUUGUCAAACAGUUGUUCACUAAUACAAUCCAAUUUCAAAGCACACUCUUGUAAGACAAUUUACAGUUUGAAUAGGAGUUUGUGUUAUAUGAAUGAAAAGAAAAAGAAAUGCAAUAAAAAUAAGUCAAGUAACAAUAUGCUUCUCCAAAACACAAUACAAAUGGACACUUAAUGCACUAAUUAGCAUAAUCACUAACUAGCUUUACGCUCUGUGCUAAGUAGUAACGUCUCUCAACAAAGAAUACAAACAAUACAAUAUGCUUCAUUUACUCUCCUCUGACGGGGGCACACUGGAUCUAAUAUCACACAAGACAGUCUAACUUGAUACUAAGUAAAAUAUUGAUCCAGCAGCUCAACCUCUCUCUUGUUGUAAUCACUUGCGUGCUUUACACGUGCACUUACUAGCUUUACACACAAACAAAGACCCAAAUGGGACUGCUCAUAGCUGCCGGCAAAAAUCGAUUAUCAGAAUCAUUGGCAACUAAUUUGUUCAUCGAUUAGUUGUUGCAGCCUUAUUAAAAAGCUGGUUUAGACUGUAACAUGUCCGAAAUUUGGCAAAAAUGUGAAUUGUUUUCCAAAGAAAAAGCAGAUUUUUGUUCAUGUCCCACUUUGACUUGACAAAAGUAUCAUGAAGAAAUCUGGUAUUUACAACUGAAAAUAUGUAUAUAUGUUAUACCUUCAAGAUUUUAAGGUGAAGAAGGUCCUAACGAUUAAUUGGUUAUCAAAAUAUUUGUCCAUUAAUUUGCUAAUCGAUUAAUCGUUGAACAUUUACCGAUCAGACUGUUACAAAGCAGCCUUGUGUGAUUGUCAAUACACUUUGGCUCCAAAAUUGGAAAGUCUCGCAAAUUCCGAUGUAAAAUAACUAGUUUACAUUGCUGUACUGGUUGUCUGUAAUGUUUCAGAAGAAAAUGAAUGACCCGACUCUAUUG